This is a messenger RNA of Pistacia vera, 533 nucleotides long. RefSeq lists its product as uncharacterized. Lineage: Eukaryota; Viridiplantae; Streptophyta; Magnoliopsida; Sapindales; Anacardiaceae. Bases 144 to 509 code for a protein of 121 amino acids. The transcript is spliced from 3 exons. The record is from RefSeq and is a predicted model, not a curated record.
AGAAAAAAUUUAAAGGGUGAUGAAAUAGAAAGACACUUGUCACGAAGUUAUGUACGCGUAGCCAAAAAGUAGUUAUGAUCAAUCUUCUUCUGUUCUUCAGACUCUUAGCUCAGAAGAAAACCUAAGACAAGCAAGGCAUAGGCAUGGGUGGCGACACAAUCACAAUCACUCCUGAAUCUCACGAUUCCCCUCAACUGUCACGAUCUCCAACCCCUUCUUUGCUCGGCAUGAAGUUUUGUAAAGGAACACUGGUGAAUGAUGAGGAUGGAGCGGUGUUUAGAGAAAUCCCCCAAGAAACUGGUCAGCUAUCUCCAGCUUCCUUGGACUUUGAAGCGGACCAGAGGAGGAGACGUUGCACACAAGUCUUGCUCAGUUAUGAUGAGUUGCGUACUCGUCUUGGGAGUUUGAGAGAGGCUAGGAACAAAAUUUUGAGGUAUUUACUAAUAUUCAUUUCUCCACAUGGGCACUGGUUCUGCGAAACAUGCAUCGCACUCUCUGUGUUGCAUUAAAAAGCACAUGUUUUUAUAUGUUUG